Messenger RNA from Loxodonta africana (African savanna elephant), 1617 nucleotides. RefSeq names its product WD repeat domain 45 (gene WDR45). The transcript has 8 exons. Gene Ontology annotation, molecular function: protein binding; phosphatidylinositol-3,5-bisphosphate binding; phosphatidylinositol-3-phosphate binding. Gene Ontology annotation, biological process: protein lipidation; autophagy of mitochondrion; protein localization to phagophore assembly site. Lineage: Eukaryota; Metazoa; Chordata; Mammalia; Proboscidea; Elephantidae. The coding region runs from base 390 to 1259 and encodes 289 amino acids. The record is from RefSeq and is a predicted model, not a curated record. Gene Ontology annotation, cellular component: phagophore assembly site membrane; cytosol; extrinsic component of membrane.
UAGAUAACAGUGUCAGACCACCUCAGAGUCACACAGGGAGGCCUGCAGCUCAAGAAGCUUGGUGUUUUGUUUUCAUUUAGCAAACACUUAUCAAGUGCCUACUGUAUGCCAUAUCCUUACCUAUGUAGUACUUACUAUGAGCCUAAUACUGCUCUAAGCACUUCACAUGUAUUAACUCAUUUACUCUCAGUAAUCCUAUAUGGUGGAAAGUAUCAUUAUCCUCAUUUUUACAGAUGAGGAAACUGAGGCCCAGAGAGGUUAAGUGACUUGUCCAAGGUCACACAAGUAAUAGGUUUUAAAAUCUUGGAGCCGUCUCCUCAACACUCCCUUGCCUUGAACCUCAAGCACCAUCUUGUGUUAAGGGUUUUUGUUGUUGAUCCCAUCAGGACAUGGCAAGAGUCGCCCUAGCAGUGCUGAUCUGGGACGAUGCCCGGGAGGGCAAGGACUCCAAGGACAAGCUGGUGCUGGAGUUCACCUUCACCAAGCCAGUGCUGGCUGUGCGUAUGCGCCAUGACAAGAUUGUGAUCGUGCUGAGGAACCGCAUCUACGUGUACUCCUUCCCCGACAAUCCCCGAAAGCUGUUUGAAUUUGACACUCGGGACAACCCCAAGGGGCUCUGCGACCUCUGCCCCAGCCUAGAGAAGCAACUGCUAGUGUUCCCUGGACACAAGUGUGGGAGUCUGCAGCUUGUGGACCUGGCAAGCACAAAGCCUGGAACUUCAUCUGCUCCAUUUACCAUCAAUGCACAUCAGAGUGACGUGGCCUGUGUGUCCCUGAACCAGCCAGGCACUGUAGUGGCCUCAGCCUCCCAGAAGGGCACCCUUAUUCGCCUUUUUGACACACAGUCCAAGGAGAAACUGGUGGAACUGCGUCGAGGCACUGACCCUGCUACCCUUUACUGCAUCAACUUUAGCCACGACUCCUCCUUCCUCUGUGCCUCCAGUGAUAAGGGCACUGUCCACAUCUUUGCUCUCAAGGAUACCCGCCUCAACCGCCGCUCAGCGCUGGCUCGUGUGGGCAAGGUGGGGCCUAUGAUCGGGCAGUACGUGGACUCUCAAUGGAGCCUGGCAAGCUUCACCGUGCCCGCUGAAUGUGCCUGCAUCUGCGCCUUCGGUCGCAAUACUUCCAAAAAUGUCAACUCUGUCAUUGCUAUCUGCGUAGAUGGAACCUUCCACAAAUAUGUCUUCACUCCUGAUGGAAACUGCAACAGGGAGGCUUUCGACGUGUACCUUGACAUUUGUGAUGAUGAUGACUUUUGAGGACCUGCGGGGCUGUGCUAGGGAUCUGCAGUGGCAGGUUGCAGAGCUGAGCCUUUGGGGAAGGGGUGCUGUGGGAGCCACAGCCAGCAAACUUUAAUGGGGGUGCUCACUUUCCACUCAGUAGAGCUACGUCUAAAUAAACAGCUCACCACUUCCCCAAGCACUUCUUCCUGUGUGCCUGCAGGGUCAGGCCAGGGACCCAGAGAGGCAGCCCACUACCUAGGCUCCUAGCCUGGAGGAGAAGACCUCCAGGGACUCAGAGGCAAUGUCCUAACCCAAUCUGAGGGGAUUAAAGAAGACCUCCCAGAAAGAGACAAUCUCUGAUGUGAUGACUAUGAAUAAAAGGCCCUUAAUGGCA